This is a messenger RNA of Toxotes jaculatrix (banded archerfish), 1110 nucleotides long. RefSeq names its product trafficking regulator of GLUT4 (SLC2A4) 1a (gene trarg1a). Gene Ontology annotation, cellular component: membrane. The record is from RefSeq and is a predicted model, not a curated record. The transcript is spliced from 3 exons. Bases 355 to 915 code for a protein of 186 amino acids. NCBI's taxonomy places the organism in Eukaryota, Metazoa, Chordata, Actinopteri, Toxotidae.
AGAGGGAGAAUGAUAUCCAGAGGAAUCACGCUGCUUACAUCUCCUCUCUGAUUUUUAUUCGUUUCUUUCAGGGGGUUGAGCCAUCGCACCCGAGCUCUCAGAGCACAUCACUUUUCAGAUAAUCUCAUUUUUAUCCAUUCGCCACACAUCGGUUGGUGAUCACCAUCCUGGUUAUUCAGUUGAUCCCAGCUUGAAAGAUUAGUUGUAAAAAAAAAAAAAAAAAAAAAAAAAAAAAAAAAACUUGCAUCCAGCUGCAGCCUAUUAUGGAAUGCCUGACUUGUAAUAAAUUUUAAAUCAGUUUUCCAAAUAUUACUUUUUUUCCUGGUAUAAUCUGAUAUAACUGACAGUUUGAAGAUGGCCAUCAACACGGACACCGACUACCAGAAGUCCAACUUGGGUGAGGGUGGAGGAGGCGCACCUCCUGCGGACUCCCAGGAGACAGAGAAACUGCUGGCGAUAACCACAGAGCCCGGGGGACAUGGGAUGAAGAUGUCCACCUCCUUCACCGUCAAUGUGGGCAGCGACAAGGGCCUGGAGGCAGACCAGAACGGCCACAGCGUCGUCGUGAGAUCGGGCUCGGUAGGGCAGCUUGCCGCCGCCGCCCCCCUCUCCCCAUCCAAGGCCAGUCUGAGCCGCUCCUCCACCGGGAACGCUACCGUGCAGGAGACCCCGAAGCCCAGGGAUUACCUCAUCCUGGUCAUCAUCUCCUGCUUCUGCCCCGUGUGGCCCGUCAGCAUUGUCGCACUGGUGUACUCCAUCAUGUCCAGAAACAGUCUCCAGGCGGGGGACACGGACGGGGCCAGGAGGCUGGGUCGACUGGCUCGUCUGCUGAGUAUCGUCGCCAUCGUCCUGGGCUUGCUCAUCAUCAUAGUCUACAUUUCUGUUUCAGUCAAGACUAUGUCACUGAAGACCUGAGGGGAAAAAAACACCUGUGAAUUUAGCCGUGAAAGCGAGACCACGGAUGAAACGAAAAAACACGAAAUACAAUUCCUAACUUUAUGCCAUAUUGUAAUUACAUCAUGACCACCCUCUGAAAGCAAAAAAAAAAAAUAGGCAAUUCAUGUAGUAGGUAUUGCAGCAAUUAAACAAAUGGAAAAAAAAAAUCAUUCA